UGCGAUGAGUUAGAGGGAGUUAGCGGGACCGUUGGUCCCAGAGUUACUAGGAGCAGGAGCAGGCGGCUCAGUGAUGGAGGGAGCAGCUAGGUACCUGUAGGAGAGAAGUUUCUAUCACCGGAGUCUUCGAGGGAGCCCAACCUGAUUCCCGCUGGACUGGAAACAAUCGAAAGCAAUCUGUGUGGAAAUGUCCCCGGGUUGAACACUGGAGGAAAGACUUAAUGUGAAGUAAAGAAAAAUUAAUGACUUUUCUUAAGAUCGUAAACCCCGAGCCGAAAUCAUCACUAAAUGAAUUCAAACUAAGAGGGACCAAGACAUCGACUUCAAACCUUUUAUUUUCGGGGGAAGAAAAAUGUUAUGUUCUUUUAACUUUUCCUCUUUUAUGAGCAACUCAUUGUUUCUGAAUGGGAAAGAUAGUGCUGGCUUACAGGAAAAUCAGAGGCGGUGUUCAGGAGAAUUGGACGCUACGAGCAGCAUCGCAAGAAUGUGAGGCAACUCUGGGGAGAAACCUCCUGCAGGUUGCCCUGUGCUUGACCUUCGGCUUGGAGCUUGGAUUUAAGUGUGCGACCAAAACUCUCAUCUACUUGCUGAACCCUUGCCACGUUGUUACUGUCUUACAGAUAUUCCUGCUUGCUUGCCCAUCCUGUCCUGCUGCCUUGAUUCUCUUCAGGUUACACGUGCACAUGCUGAAUGGACCUUUGCUGGCAUUGCUCUUCCCUGUAGUCAACACGAGACUGCUCCCAUUUGAAACAGAGGUGUAUUAUAUUCAGCACAUUCUCAUGUACGCUGUCCCCCUCUACUUGCUGAGCAAAGGUGAUAAAUACAGACCAGAGCCACUGAGAGAUUUCUGGUGGCCACUGCUGGCCACGGGUAUUCUAUUUCUCUAUCACUACACAGUUCUGCAGGCCCUAGGAUUGGUCACCCAAGUGAAUUUGAAUUGCAUGCUGUGCCCGGCUGUUUCAGACCCAUUCCAUGGACCCUACUACCGGAUGUGGGCAUCCCUGCACCAAACAGCGCUGCUGCUGAUACACGGCAAGCUGAUCAUUCUUCUGUCCUAUGCCAUAUCCCUGGUGACCCAGCAUCUCCCCAAGCUUCUGCGGCAACCGUCUCUGAAACUAGACUGAGUGACACCCUGCAGGAGUUUGUUCCGGCAAUACAGGUUCGGUUUACCCGGAGAUCACAGGGAUGAAGCCGUGGAAAAAAGAAAAGCUUGCAGUGAGAUGACAAGCAACAUAACAAAAGAGAAAGAAAAGAAACUAAGAAAAGGGGAACAGCAAUGCCAUCUGGCUGGAUUUUGGUGGAAAGUUGUGUUGGGCAUCUAGAGAUCACAAAUCUUGGCCUCCAAUCAGCUGGGAUUACCCACCUAAUGCAUAAAAUUCGAUUGCUGUCUUUCUGCUAUCAUCUGUGCUCCAUGAACAUUCUGGCAAAGAUCCUGCAAUAGCAACUUCAAUGGACUGCAUGUUGUGUCCCAGCGGAUAGAAACCGUGUCCUAUGCCUGAUCCUAUUCUCUUAAAUAGCUCUCACUCUGGGAGACGAUGAAGAAAAUGCCUCAAAGACACAAUGAAACUCUCCCAUGAAGCAGGCAGCGUUGACUUUAAUAACUGGGAGGAACUUGCUACCCAUCAUUCAGAAUGAGGGUAACUCAUCCAUUGAGCUGCGUCCCAUUUUGAGUCUCCGUGUUUUAAGCAGUGGCUGGAAGGAAGGGUAAAAGGAGGGAUUUGUGCAUUCAGGGACCCACUACCUGGUAGGACAUCCUGCCUCCAGUGACUGACGUUCCUCAGGCCUGCUCAGUCAUAUGAAGACCCAUGUUGGAAACUCUCAUCUCUGAGUUGGUGCCAUCUUCCCAAUUGAGGGAUGGUGUAGUUGGGAGCCGGUGAUGGGGCCACGAGUGGUGUUGUGAAUCCAUGAUUUUCUGCAUAACAGGAGGCCUACAUGCAUCAUUGUGAACAUCUCUGUCGACCUGAUAAUAAAAGGAAAUGAAAUAGCCUCAUAA
Messenger RNA from Hemiscyllium ocellatum (epaulette shark), 1993 nucleotides. Its product is annotated as transmembrane protein 164-like. Lineage: Eukaryota; Metazoa; Chordata; Chondrichthyes; Orectolobiformes; Hemiscylliidae. The record is from RefSeq and is a predicted model, not a curated record. The transcript is spliced from 7 exons. Bases 405 to 1124 code for a protein of 239 amino acids.